UCGUUCCCACUGCCUUUCCCUUUGAUUCCCUCUCACCCACAUUCCGUCAACAUCUCCAAAUCCCUCUCACGCCACUGCCCUUCGAUCACUUGCUAUCUGGAUCUCUUCCACUGCCGCUCGCUGUUGUCAAGAUCUCAUCUACCGCUAGCCGCUGCUUCUGUUCAGAGCCUUUUCAUACCCAUUACCAGAAACAUGACAACAGCAAUUGCCAAGUUUGCUCACUUACAAAUCCCACUUGAAGACGUAGUAAAGGCCACCGACAACUUUGCUGAUGAUAACAUCAUCGGACGCGGUGGAUUGGGACGUGUAUACAAAGGACAACUCCAGCGGUCCGGGGAGUUGAUCAAGAUUUCUGCGCUGAGGUUAGAUCGUAAGCAUGGUGGAGGAGUCGUCGAGUUCUGGACCGAAGUUUCAAUGCUUUCAGAUCUCAAGCAUCCAAAUAUAGUCUCUAUUGUCGGAUUUUGUGAUGAACAACAUGAGAAGAUCAUUGUGACCACGUAUGAGGCCAAAAAUGGAAGUCUCAAGGAGCAUCUAAGCAACCCGAACCUCACAUGGACGCAAAGAUUGAAGAUAUCUGUAGACGUGGCUCGUGCGUUGAGUUACCUCCAUUAUAACGAGGGACGUGGCUAUGGUGUUAUACAUCUUAACAUCAAUAGCUCCACAAUUUUAUUAGACGAGAACUGGGAACCCAAGUUAUCCGGUUUUAAAGUUUCCAUCAAACAAUCGCUUAACCGAAUGAACCAGGUCAUCCUUUCUGAACCUAUUGGCACAAUAGGGUAUGUGGACCCGGAAAUUGAAAAGACCAAAGGUGUGACCUACAAGUCGGACAUCUACUCAUUCGGUGUCGUCUUAUUUGAAAUAUUGUGCGGGAGGAAAGCAUUUGUUCCGAAUGAUGCUAAUAGGCUACUAGCUCCAUUGGCCAUAUAUCACUAUGAAAAAAAAAUGCUAAAGGAGAUAAUCCAUCCUGCUCUAUGGAAUCAAAUGUCUCCGCAUUCACUCAAAAGAUACUCAAAAGUAGCAUAUUCUUGCAUAAAUGGGGAGCGAAGAAACCGUAUGGAUACAAACAAUAUUGUCAACGAACUUGAGGAUUUUCAACUUCAACAAGUUCAACGUUUAAAUCUUAUAGAGAACUUGAAACACUUGAAGAUUCACCUUAGUGGCAUAAAAUUGGCCACCGAUGAUUUUUCAGACACAUACAAAAUUGGCGUUACAGCAUACUGUAAUUUGUAUAGAGCAACUUUUGAUUUUGAAAAAACUUCUCCCAUAGAAGCGAUGAAUAAAGGUGAACCACUCAAGAGACACAACAUUGUGCUUAUAAAACGCAUACUUUCUAGAGACGAUGAGCAAGGAGAAGGAGUAUUUUUCACAGAACUUGAAAUGCUUACUAGUGUUAAGCAUCAUAACAUAAUCACUCUACUUGGAUUUUGUGUUGAAGGUUCGGAGAUGAUCCUUGUCACUGAGAAUGUUUCUAAUAGAUUCCUUGGUGAUCAUUUGGGAAACGUCAAUGACAUGCGUAUUUUGACGUGGGAAAAACGUUUGAAAAUUUGCAUUGAUGUUGCACACGCAUUGAACUACCUUCACUCAGAGAUGGAAGCCCAAAAGAUUGUAAUAAACCGUGAUAUAAAGAGUGACAACAUUGGGUUAGACGAGAAUUUGAGGGCAAAGAUUGUUGAGUUUGGGUUUUCUGUAUUCUUGCCUCCAAAUCAAAAAUGGCGAAGCUCUACAUCUCACAAACAUUGCUGGCUCAUAUUACUACAUAGAUCCCGAAUAUGAGAAGAGUGGUACAUUAAAAAGAGAAUCAGAUGUUUAUAGUUUUGGAGUAAUUUUGUUUGAAAUUUUAUGUGGAAGACUAGCCUAUGACCCGAUUUACGUUAAUGAAGGUGACAAAGGGCUAGUAUCUGUGGCAAGACAAAGUUACAACACUGGAACACUAGAGAACAUAAUAGAUCAUAUAAUAAUGGAAGAAAUUGGUGAAAGCAGUUUUAUUCCUAAUAAAGGACCCAACAAGGGUUCUCUGGAAAUAUAUAUUGAAAUUGCAAACCGGUGUGUAGCAGCAACUCAAGCCGAACGUCCAACUAUGAAAGUCGUCGUUAAGGAACUUGAGAAAGCAUUAUUUAUUCAAAUGAGCCAGGGGGAUCAAGUGCAAGGCUCAGAAACAGACCACGCUGUCAGUAAACUUGAGAAAACAUUGGAACUUCAGUUGAAUGAAGAGAACAAUCAUGAGGAGCAAACACAACGUCCAAAUACGACCCAAGUAAUUGCUAAACCUAAGGAAGCAUUGGAGCUUCAAUCAACGCAUGAAAUUCUAGUGGGGAAGAACUUGGAACACUUGAAGAUUCCUCUCACUCAUAUCCAAUCAGCAACCCAUUAUUUCUCACAGGAAUACAAAAUUGUAAAUUUCCCAGAAGAGGACUAUGCUUUCUACAGAGCAGAACUCGAGCAUUAUGAUAAAGAGAAUCCAUCAUCCAAGAGACACAACACUGUACUUAUCAAACGCUACCCCCCUUCUGGAAAUCAGUGGUAUGGAGAAAAAGAGUUUCUCACAGAAAUAGAAAUUCUUUCCGGUGGAGUUAAGCAUCCCAACAUAGUCAAUAUGCUUGGAUUUUGUUUUGAAGAGUCUGAGAUGAUCCUUGUCAUUGACAAUUUUUCUAAUGGAUUUCUUGGUGAGUAUUUGGUAAACCUCAAAGACAAACGUGUUUUGACUUGGGAAAACCGUUUGAAAAUCUGCAUUGAUGUUGCACACGCAUUAAGGUACAUUCAUUAUGAGAUGGAAGACCAGAAGAUGAUAAUAAACCAUGAUAUAUAUAGGUACAACAUUGGGUUGGACGAGAAUUUCGAGGCAAAGAUUGUUAACUUUUGGUGGUCCGUAUUCUUGCCUCCAAAUCAAGAAGAUGAAGCUCUCUAUCUCAAUAAUGGUAUUUGCAGACUGUGCUACAUAGAUCCAGAAUAUGAGAAGACCCAUAAGUUAAAAAAAGAAUCAGAUGUUUAUGGUUUUGGAGUAGUCUUGUUUGAGAUUCUUUGUGGGAAGUUAGCCGAUGACCCAAUUUACCUAAAGGAGAGUGACAUAGGGCUGGCCCAUGUAGCAAGACGAAGCUUCAGCACAAGAUCACUAGAAGAGAUGAUAGAUCCCGUAAUAAAGGAAGAAAUUGGUGAAAACAAAUUUGUUCUAAAUAGAGGACCCAACAAGGAUUCUUUGCACACGUUUAUUACAAUUGCACACCAAUGUGUGGCGGAAACUCAAGACCAACGCCCAACAAUGAAAAUCAUAGUCAAGGAACUUGAGAAAGCAUUAUUCUUUCAAAACAACAACAAGGAUAACCCCAAAAUGUCACUUGAAGAAAUAAAACGGGUGACACAAAACUUUCACGAUGACAAUUUCAUCGGUGGGGGAGGAUUUGGUAAAGUCUACAAAGGAAACCUUCAUGAUGGAGAUGGAAUUAAAACCAUUGUUGCAAAGCGAUUGGAUACAAGGUUUGGUCAAGGAGAACAACAAUUCUUUAGUGAGCUCCAAAUUCUUUUGGAGUAUAAUCAUGAGAAUGUCGUUCGUCUUGUAGGCUACUGUGAUGAAACUGAUGAAAAAGUCCUUAUCUAUGAGUAUUUGUCCAAGGGAAGUCUUGAUAGGUAUUUGAAUGAUACUUCUCUUACAUGGGUGAAACGACUUAAUAUAUGCAUUGAUAUUGCAAGAGCGUUGGAUUUCCUACACGAAGGAGUAGGAAAACAAGCAAAGGUGAUACAUAGGGACAUCAAAACUGAAAACAUCCUGUUAAACAAUGAUUGGAAAGCAAAACUGGCUGAUUUUGGGCUUUCGCUAAUAUGUUCAAUAAAUCAGGAAACAGACUAUAUCAUCGAUCAUGCGUGUGGCACAAGAGGAUACGUGGACCCACUUUAUAGACAAUCGGGAUUCCUAACCAUAGAGUCUGAUAUUUACUCGUUUGGUAUUGUUUUAUUUGAGAUUUUAUGCGGGAGAUCAACGUUUGCAAUCCACAAACAUGAGGGUCACUAUCUACCGGAUUUCAUUAAAAACAACUUUGAAGAAGGAAAGCAUGCUGAGGUGGUGUUCGAACAAAUAAGGGAACAAAUCGUGCCACAAUCGUUGACUACAUUUCAAGAGAUUGCCUACCAAUGCCUACAUCUUGAAAGAGAAAAACGGCCGACAACAAAAAAAGUUUUGGUAGAACUUCAGAAGGCAUUGGAAUUUCAAUUGAAUUCGGAGGUUUCCAUAAUUGAGACACAAGUAGUUGAGCUAUCCAGUGAAUUGAACGAUAUCAACAUGACUGGCAAAUCUGAAAAUUCUGAAAUACGUAACAAGGAAAAGAUGUUACUUGACCAAACCGAUGACCAAGCUGAAUCUGACUGUCGAAAGUAAAGACUCUCAGGAAGGCUGCUACACUUUGUCGGCUGAAUAUCUCAUAAACGAAUGCACGUAUAUGAAAAGGAGGCUUAGUUGCAGGUACUUUUGGUUGGUGUAUUAGGUGGGGUGGGUUUGGAAUAAACAGAUUCGUGUUCAUACGGGUCUUGUUUCAUAUAGGUUUAAACCGGCAAGCUGGAUUGAGUUGCACUGUUAUUUUUUUGUAUAUAACUUAAUUUGUUUGUAUAAAUGAAUGUCAUGUUGAUGCUUCUUUAGCUAUAAUAAAGGCAUCAAAUUUCGUUGUAGGCC
This is a messenger RNA of Helianthus annuus (common sunflower), 4657 nucleotides long. RefSeq names its product tyrosine-protein kinase JAK2. Gene Ontology annotation, molecular function: transmembrane receptor protein tyrosine kinase activity; ATP binding. The record is from RefSeq and is a predicted model, not a curated record. The transcript has 9 exons. NCBI's taxonomy places the organism in Eukaryota, Viridiplantae, Streptophyta, Magnoliopsida, Asterales, Asteraceae. Gene Ontology annotation, cellular component: plasmodesma; plasma membrane. The coding region runs from base 1958 to 4366 and encodes 802 amino acids. Gene Ontology annotation, biological process: protein autophosphorylation.